AGACUCAGGUGAUGACUACAAAGGCUGUUUUUCCUAUACCUACACUGAAUAGAUGGGAACAGGGUCUUGCACCAUGUUCCUAGAGUUUCACAGACAUUCUGGAUUCCGAUUAGACAGCAUGACAGAAGACAACCAAACUGAUUUCUCCCAGUUCCUCCUCCUGGGCCUGCCCAUACCCCCAGAGCACCAGCACCUGUUCUACGCCCUGUUCCUGGCCAUGUACCUCACCACCGUCCUGGGGAAUCUCAUCAUCAUCAUCCUCAUUGUACUGGACUCUCAUCUCCACACACCCAUGUACUUGUUCCUCAGCAACUUGUCCUUCUCUGACCUCUGCUUUUCCUCUGUCACAAUGCCCAAGUUGCUACAGAACAUUCAGAGUCAGGAUCAAUCCAUCACCUAUAGAGGUUGUCUGACACAAAUGUACUUCUUUCUGUUUUUUGGAGACCUUGAGAGCUUCCUCCUGGUGGCCAUGGCCUAUGACCGCUAUGUGGCCAUCUGCUUCCCCCUUCAUUACAUGAGCAUCAUGAGCACCAAGCUCUGUGUGAGCCUGGUGCUGCUGUCCUGGGUACUGACCACCUUCCAUGCCAUGCUGCACACCCUGCUCAUGGCCAGAUUGUCAUUCUGUGAGGACAAUGUGAUCCCCCACUUUUUCUGUGACAUGUCUGCUCUGCUGAAGCUGGCCUGCUCUGACACACAUGUUAAUGAGUUGGUGAUAUUUGUCAUGGGAGGCCUCAUCCUUGUCACUCCAUUUGUGCUCAUUGUUGUGUCCUAUGCACGAAUUGUCUCCUCCAUUCUCAAGGUCCCAUUUGCUCGAGGCAUCCGUAAAGCCUUCUCCACCUGUGGCUCCCACUUAUCUGUGGUGUCACUGUUCUACGGGACAGUCAUUGGUCUGUACUUAUGUCCAUCAGCUAAUAACUCUACUGUGAAGGAGACUGUCAUGGCCAUGAUGUACACAGUGGUGACUCCCAUGCUGAAUCCCUUCAUCUACAGCCUGAGGAACAGAGACAUGAAGGGAGCACUGGGCAGAGUUAUUUGUAAGAAAAAAGUUUUCUUCUGUCUAUGA
Messenger RNA from Grammomys surdaster, 1063 nucleotides. Its product is annotated as olfactory receptor 1468-like. Gene Ontology annotation, cellular component: membrane. Bases 53 to 1063 code for a protein of 336 amino acids. NCBI's taxonomy places the organism in Eukaryota, Metazoa, Chordata, Mammalia, Rodentia, Muridae. Gene Ontology annotation, molecular function: olfactory receptor activity; G protein-coupled receptor activity. Gene Ontology annotation, biological process: G protein-coupled receptor signaling pathway. The transcript has 2 exons. The record is from RefSeq and is a predicted model, not a curated record.